This is a messenger RNA of Candidula unifasciata, 1488 nucleotides long. NCBI's taxonomy places the organism in Eukaryota, Metazoa, Mollusca, Gastropoda, Stylommatophora, Geomitridae. The record is from the annotation of a GenBank genome assembly.
AUGGCUUCAGGAGAUGUAGUCAUGCAGCAUCAUGCUGUCCCUAUGCACACUGAUGUUAUUAUUAUUGGUAAUGGUCCUUCAGCGAUUUGUUUGUCUUAUUUCCUGUCUGGCAAUCGACCAUACUAUAAUGGAUCACCACUGUCGAAUGAGUUUCUGACCAAAAGGUUGGAAGAGAACCCUGGUGUUUCUCUCAUUGAACAGGAUUUGCCAUCUUUGUGUGAAGGCCUGGAAGGCCGUUCAAACAAUCCUGUUGCACUGUUAUUUGACAGUCUGUUCCAUCCCGAUGCUGACCUUGGAGUAGACAAUCCAUCUGCUCUAGACUGGAAACAUGAAGAGAUGCAUGAGAUUCCCCAUGUUGUGCUGGGAAAAACUAAGCCUGGUGGAACAUGGCAGAAAAUCGAUGGCAGUAUGCAGACAAUUAGCCAGAAUUCUUGGAUGGAGCUUCCAAAUAUGAGUUUCAAAGAGUGGCUUGCCAGGAAAAACAGAGAUUCUCCAACAAGGGACUCCCUGCUUGGUCGUGCCACAGUUGGUGAUGUGAAGGAGUAUUAUGCAGCAUAUGUCAAGCUGCAGGGGCUAGAGAAACAUUUUCGCGACUUUCACACAGUGACAUCUGUACAGCGGGUGUUCCAUCUACGUAGUAACGUGGACAGUGAAAGUGGGGAAGUGGAGCCUUGUUGUCGUAAUGUCAGGGUCAACCACACUCAUUGUUGGGAGGUCAGAGGGUACUGCACUAGUAUGGAUGACCAGGGUGUGCCUGUUGCAAGGCGAGACUUUUGCUAUGUUGCUCCUCAUGUUGUUCUAGCUACUGGUGCAUAUGACAUUCCUAACCGCCUUGGUGUCGAAGGAGAAAACCUGCCUACUGUGGUUCACACUUUAGGUGAGUUUGAGAAACUUCUGUCUAAUUGUGAAGCAUCCACCGUUACAGACCCAGUUCUUGUGGUGGGUGCAGGGUUGAGUGCCGCAGAUGCCAUUCUAACAGCAAUGGAAUCAAAUGUGCCUGUCAUUCAUGUGUUCCGGCGCAGGCCUUCAGACCCAACUCUCAUCUUCUCCAAGCUGCCUAAAGCUAUGUACCCAGAGUACCACCACGUUCACAAUCUCAUGAAAGGAAAAGAAGUCAGUGAACUGUACAAGCCUCUGCCAGGCCACACCAUCACAGAGAUAAUGCACAAUAAAGUGCUAGUUAACUGUAAGCGCUCAGGGACAGUCACUUGGUUCGAUGUUUCCUUUACAGCUAUAAUGAUUGGUUCCAGACCAGACCUGGGAUUUCUUCCUCGGGAAGGUCGCCACUUGGGCAUAGUUCCAGAGUGGCCCAUUGACAGCAAGCACAACAUUAUUGACAUUGAUGCGUAUUCCUAUCAGUCUGUUCAUGAGCCUCAGUUGUUUGCAAUGGGGCCUCUCGUUGGAGACAAUUUUGUUCGAUUUGGAAUUGGUGGCGCUUUAGGAAUCACUUCACAUUUGAGCAGAUGCAGUAAAAAGAAUUUGUUGUAA